This is a messenger RNA of Rhopalosiphum maidis (corn leaf aphid), 1783 nucleotides long. Its product is annotated as protein prune homolog 2-like. Gene Ontology annotation, cellular component: cytoplasm. Lineage: Eukaryota; Metazoa; Arthropoda; Insecta; Hemiptera; Aphididae. The record is from RefSeq and is a predicted model, not a curated record. The transcript has 2 exons. The coding region runs from base 499 to 1476 and encodes 325 amino acids.
UCGUGAAAUCACCUUGUAGUUUUUUGACGAAAUCGAUAUCGGAGAUUAGCACGUUUACGUUUUUCUUCCAAGGUUGUACUGCAUUUUCACAUAAUCUGCCCACCACGGCACCUCUACAGGGGCGAUAUUCGACCCUUCCGUCUUUCUCUUUUCUUUUUCCGAUGGGUUCUCAUCUCCUAUAGUCUUUAGGGAGAAUCUACUUACGGGUUACGACGUUCAAUUGAGUGCUGUGUGCUGAUACAUAUUUGGUCUUCGACGGUGCGCAUACGUCCGGUGUCUGUGAUAUAUCUUAGUGUCAUUUAGUUGUUACGUCGCUCUUGCUGAGUGUUAUUGACCGGUUGUUGAACAAGCUCGACGAUGAAAUAAUAUUAAAAUACGUAUUGUAUUUAUACAAACGUAUACACCUUCGUUGCGACAAACUCAAAUCAUUACGUCCAAGCAUCAUUUGCCCGACCAUAAUAUUAUAAACACGUACCAGUCGUGUAAAAUACAUACACUAUGGACAAUGAAAAGGACAUUGAGAGCAGCCAAUCAAUAAAUUACAAUAUGGAGGAUAUUUCUCAACCAGAUUUGCUGUGCCAUACCUAUGCAGUUGAUUCUCAAAUGACAAGUAAAACACAUUUAGACAUAAACCAUUCAUUGUCAUUUAGUAAUACUUCUUGUGAACAUUCUAAAAUGCAAGAAGAAGAAUGUGCUUUUUUAACAAAUAAUCUACAAAGUGUUCAUUUGACACGUGACAAUCCAUUAUCCAUUAAUCUUCCAUCACGGAGACGUCGAUUGAUACCUAUCAAUAAUAAAGCUAAUGAUUAUGAUUAUGAAUCAAGUUCUGGUAGUGAAUUCAGUGAUAAUACUGACAGAUUCUUGAAUGUGGACCUUGGAACUAAAUCAAUACCUGAAUUAACAGCUGAAGAAGAACUCAAAGAUGAGCGCAAUUGGAAAUCUUGUACGGUAACUGGUGUUGUUAGUAAGAUUGAUAUGAAAGUAAUUGAGCCUUAUAAAUGUGUACUAUCACAUGGUGGUUACAUGACAACUGGUUCACACAAUGCUAUUAUUGUAUUUAGUGCAUGCUAUUUACCGCAUCGUGAUCGUGUAGACUACAAUUAUGUUAUGAAUAAUCUAUUUGCAUAUGUAGUUUCAACAUUGGAUCAAUUAGUUACAGAAGACUAUGUUCUGGUAUAUCUGCAAGGGGGUACUUCAAAGGAUUGUGUUCCAGGUUUCUCUUGGCUGAAACGUUGUUACAAAAUGAUUGAUAGAAAAUUAAGGAAAAAUUUGAAGUUUUUGUACUUGGUUCAUCCAACGUUUUGGUUAAAAACACUUGUAUUAAUGAUCAAACCAUUUGUAAGCUCAAAAUUUGGUAACAAGAUACAUUUCAUCAACAGUUUAGAUGAACUCUAUGAUUGUGUGCCAGUUGAAAGAGCUAGUAUACCAGAUAGGGUGAAACAAUUUGAUUGUACAAAAUCAAAUUCUCACAAGUAAUAUUAAUUUCACUAUAUAACUAUUUAUUAAUAUUAUUAUUAUUAUUUAUAAUUCUACCUUACCUAUAUACUAUCCUAUUUUUAUCAGUUUACAAGUCCAGGAACACAAAAAAUCAUAAGAUUUAUAACUUAUAUUUUUAUUUUUUAUGAUCUGUAGUUGUAUUAUUCAUUCUAAAUUUUUUUUUGCACUUAUUCUUAAAUCAUAGAUGACUUAAAAUGUAAGAUUGGCUAAUUAAUUACAUUAUCUAUGCAAAACUGUAUAAUAAAACACUAAUUACAUCUUAACAUACACAUUGAAAUAAUUUUCA